AUGGAGCCCCACACCCCAUGCACCCCUUCAUCAGAUGUAAAGUGGCUCGCGAUGUGUUUUGCAGCAGAUCCUGUGCUGAAGCUCAGUUUCCGCGAUCUGAUCCACGAGCUUGAGCUUAAAGACCGUGUGGUUCAGCUGACCAUCCGGAACGAGCGCGAAGAAAUGGAGUCUGGCAAAGCUCGCCGUGCCGAGUCUGAGGUGCGGAAGCGCAUCACCGGCCAAGAGGGGAAGAUGCAGAGCCUCAAAGAUCAGGUCGCGCGCCUCUCCAAGCAGCUCCAGGAGCAGAAAGCGCAGGCAACCCACGAAGCAGCACGAGCAGGGGAGCUGGAUUCGCGGGAAGCAGCGCUGGCACAACUUCUGGAGGCAUCUGCCUCCCAGCUCGCGGAGAAGGCUGCUGAAGCUCGACGCUUCGAGGAGCUGCUUCUUCGCCAGACGAGGCGGGCCACGGAGGCCGAAGAGGCGCAGUCGACUGAGAGAUCUCGGUCCCUUCCCCUUCGGGUCCCUUCGGGUCUUCUGAAUCUUCUGGGCUUAUAG
This is a messenger RNA of Symbiodinium necroappetens, 534 nucleotides long. NCBI's taxonomy places the organism in Eukaryota, Dinophyceae, Suessiales, Symbiodiniaceae. The record is from the annotation of a GenBank genome assembly.